This is a messenger RNA of Frankliniella occidentalis (western flower thrips), 2692 nucleotides long. RefSeq names its product myrosinase 1. NCBI's taxonomy places the organism in Eukaryota, Metazoa, Arthropoda, Insecta, Thysanoptera, Thripidae. The coding region runs from base 766 to 2589 and encodes 607 amino acids. Gene Ontology annotation, molecular function: beta-glucosidase activity. Gene Ontology annotation, biological process: carbohydrate metabolic process. The transcript has 11 exons. The record is from RefSeq and is a predicted model, not a curated record.
AAUCUUUGAGCAAGAGGGUUUAAAAUCAAUACAGUUCUUGCUUUUUAUGAUACAAAGUUACAAUUAAAAUUUGAGGCUCGGAGCUCAAACCGUUUUCUUUUUUUAUCGUGCGGACAGACAGACAGACAGAGAAACAAACUAACAAACAGAUACGAAAUUUUGAUCAUCAGUGGAUAAUAGGCUUCGCUAUCUCUCAGCCAAUAAGACUUUCAAAUGUUUUAACAGAAAUCUAUGCGCAGUUUAAACGAUGCAAAUUUUAAGUUGAAAUCUUCUUCAACAAAUUGUUUUUCGAUUUUUCUAUUAAAGAUCUUGUUUGUUUUCAAUAGAAGAUAUUAUCUGGCAUCAGAAGCAGUAUAUUUAUAUCAAUAGUAACUAUUCAUAUUUGUAAUCUGUAAUUUGAAUCUGUAAAAGUUCAAGGUUGUGAUUUUUGGUGGUACCCAAGUCAGUAUAAGUGGUGUGUGAAAAGGGGUUCUGAAUGAAAGUGGAAUGGAAGUAAUUGUAGUUACUAAUCUUUUUACUAUCCCUCAGGUGUACUUAUAUGUGGGAUGUGCCGUGAUAUCUAUUGAUAAACUAAUCUACUUAACUUUGAUAGUGAAUUUGAUUUGUUUAAAAUAGUACCCACCUACAUAAUUAUUAUCUAGUUUUUAUCACCUGAAUCGUUCUGACUCAUAAUAAAAAUAACCAGAAACAACAAGUUUAAAACUAGGGGCUCAGCUGUGAUGCAAUGCCUGAAGGCGCGGUAUCCUCCCACAUCGCGUCAUUGCCAUGUGUCGUGGUUGUAUUCUUGGAAUCAAUCUUGUCGAGGGUUGGUGCUUGAGAGGAAGAAGUGGCGUGUAUCUCAUAGGCUCACUCGCGUUCCAUAAAGGCCGACGCUGCGAGCUCCUCAGGCCACUCAGCUAUACCAUGGGCGCCCUGCUCGCCUUUCUCCUGUGCCUGAGCGGCCUGCAGGUCCUGGUGGCCGCCCCCCAGGACGCCAGCCAGCAUCACAGCCUGCUGCACGACCUGCGCGCUACGCUCGCCGCAUCGCCGCCCAAGGUCCCUUCGCCAAGAGUGAGAGCUGAUACUGCUGACCAGGACGUCUGGCCGAGGGGACUUCUCCUAGGAGCUGGGCUGUCAGCUAUCCAGUCCGAAGGGGCAAGUAGGGAAGAAGGUAAAGGUGAAAGUAUGAUAGACUUUGCUAUGAAUUUCCCCGGCCUUUUCACGGACAACGUUAGUGUGGCUGCCGAUCACUACCACAGAUUUCGCGAGGAUCUCGAUCUUGCGAAAGAAAUGAAGUUUACAUCGCACCGCUUUUCUAUAGCAUGGACCCGUGUUCUUCCAACUGGGGGUGUGGACAAUGUUAAUGAGAAGGGCGUUCAGUUCUACAAAGACUAUAUUGAUAAAGUAAUAAGCAACAACAUGGAGCCCAUGGUCACCAUGCUUCAUUUCGACCAGCCGAUUCUGGUGGAAAAUGCUACAGGUGGCUGGGGCCAUUCGGAAAUGAUUGACAAAUACGUCGACUAUGCGGACUUCUUGUUUAGAACUUUCGGAGACAAGGUUAAGUACUGGAACACUAUUAAUGAGCCUAACAUAUAUUGCAACUACUUUCGCUCCCUGUUGCCCGACCUGGUUCCGGUUGAAGAACGCGACAAAUUUUACGACUGCAUGCACAAUAUUGCUGUAGCACAUGCGAAGACUUACCGCCUGUACAAGCAAAAGUAUGCAGCAAAACAAAAAGGAAAAGUCGGUUUGUCUGUGGUGGUCUGGCCAGCAUCACCAAAGACUACGCAGUCUGAGGAUGUGAUGGCAUCCGAAAUAUUUAAUCAAGUGUAUGUCGGCACUCUGAUCCACCCGGUGAUUUUUGGGGACUACCCCCCUGUGCUGCGCUACCUUGUGGACAAGGCGGACGCCGAGAGUGGCCUCAGCGAAUCGCGCCUUCCAGCGUUCACCCCCGAAGAGAAAAAGUUACUUGCAGGCGGGGUGACUGACUUCAUAGCCUUGAACGUGUACAGUAGGUGCACAGCUAGCUACAACCACAAUAAAACAUCUGGAGCAGAACAAUCAAUACUUCUGGGCCCUGUGAUGAAAGAUAUGCCCUUCAUCGAGGUUACCGGUGUUGGCAACUUUGAUGUGACUGAAGAGUCUCUUAUGCAAGAUGCCCUCCUCUGGAUUUGGCGCACCUACCACGUUCCGAUCAUCAUCACUGAGAACGGCUACGGAGAUAAGAACCAUGUGGGGGUUAAGGACACCGUCCGAGCUGCAUAUCAUAGUGCUAACCUCCGUUCCCUAGUGCGCACCAUGAAAGAAUACGACGUAGAAGUUCUUGCGUAUUAUGCGUGGGCAUUACUAGAUGUCUUCGAGUUUUCUGCGGGUUACACUGGCCGACCUUUCGGGCUUAUUCACGUCGAUUACGAGUCGGGAACUCUUAAACGCACGCUAAAGGAUUCAUCCAAAUUCUUCAUUGACCUAGCCACGUCGGGAAGAGUGCCGUAUGUGUCUCUACCAGACGAGGGAGGCACAUCUACUGGAAGUACUUCAGCUAUUGCGUCUGGACUGCUUCUUUCAGCUGUGUGGGUAGCGAUUUGGCUGAGGUCUUCAACUGCUCUAUGAACAACGUCAAUAAUAUAAGAUACCGAAGUCGGUUGUGUUAGUAAUGGUAAAACAACAAGAAUGUAGCCAUCACAAUUAAACAAACUAUUUUGAAAGUAUAGAA